CCCAGCCAUGAAGCUACUUUUUCCUAUCUUUGCUAGCCUCAUGCUACAGUACCAGGUGAAUUCAGAAUUUUUGGCCGUUAAGAAGUGUUUAAUGGGUUUUGGGAAAUGCAAGAACACCUGCCGCGUGGAUGAGAAGGAAAUACAGAAAUGCAAGAAGAAAAAAUGUUGUGUUGGCCCCAAAGUGAUUGAACUGAUUAAAAACUACCUACAACAGGAAAUACCCAAUAUACCAGAUGACAACCUUGUAGAAAUGCUCAAGAAUGAAAAAAACAUUAGUGUUCUGAUGCAAAAAACAUUUAAGUCCCCUGUUCUGUCCCAAAUGAAAAACCCCAAUAUCAAUUCUGCCAUCAUCCCAAAUGACCCACAGGGGAAACGCAGCAGCAGCAGCAAUACCAGGACACCAAAAUAUACGACAUGCACGGCAACUUUCUCCAGGAGUGUCACCAGACAAAGCCCAAAGCCUGCCACCUCCUCCUCACCACCACCACCAUAA
This is a messenger RNA of Dipodomys ordii (Ord's kangaroo rat), 493 nucleotides long. RefSeq names its product defensin, beta 129 (gene Defb129). NCBI's taxonomy places the organism in Eukaryota, Metazoa, Chordata, Mammalia, Rodentia, Heteromyidae. The coding region runs from base 8 to 493 and encodes 161 amino acids. The transcript is spliced from 2 exons. The record is from RefSeq and is a predicted model, not a curated record.